CUAUUAAGUAUGAUAUUUAUGAGGUUUAACUUCAUUUUACAUGAACUAUCAGUAGUGCAAUGACUAUAUUUAUACAUUAUUGGAUAAAUAUAUCUACGUUUGUUUUACAUAGACAAUAAAAGUUAUGGUUAGUGAAUAGUGCAACUGACCAAAGAAGCGAAUAUUUGGAAAUUCUAUAACAAUACAAACGAACAGUAAUUCGGUUUAAAAAACUAUCGGAUAUUAAAGUGAUAUAUGUAAUUUAUGGUUGACUCUACACAACGAGCAUUCACAAAAACAAUGGAUGUAAUGUCAUGUUUUGGUCGAAGUUGUGAUGAACAUUUUCGACAUUAUAUUAAUCCAGAGGAAGCAAAAAGAGCAAAACAACGUGACAAAGAAGUAACACGAAUACUGAAAGACCACCAUAAACAAGAACUAAAGAAAUUGAAAAUACUUCUUUUAGGUACUGGUGAAUCUGGGAAAAGUACAAUCACAAAACAGAUGAAAAUUAUACACAUAAAUGGCUUCGAUAUGCAAGAAAAAAUAGAGAAGAUAGCCGAUAUUAAGAGAAAUAUUAAAGAAUCUAUCGUGGUUUUGGUAUUAGCAAUGCAGCAAUUAGGAAUCUCAUUAUGCAGUACAGAAAGUUACAAAAGUUUGGAGUUUAUGUUGGAAGAAGCAGGAAACCCCAUGAUUCAACACACGAAAGAAUUUGCAACACACGUUCGACAACUUUGGUCAGAUUCAGGUGUGCAAGAAUGUUACAGUCGAUCUCACGAAUUCCAGUUAAUAGAUUGUGCGCAAUAUUUUCUUGAUAAGGUAGAAGAAGUGUACGAUGACGACUAUGUACCCUCAGAUCAAGAUAUCUUGCGGUGUCGAGUGGUGACAACUGCAAUACAGAAUAUUGAAUUCAAUGUUCCUGAUGGUGGAAACCAAGUAAGAUUCAGUGUAUUCGAUGUUGGUGGUCAGCAAGGAGAAAGAAAGAAGUGGAUACAAGUUUUUGACAGCGUUGCUGUAAUUUUAUUCAUGGUCGACUGCGGUAGCUUUGAUACAACUUUGAGAGAAGAUCCAACCAAAAACAGACUACUUGAAGCGUUAGAAAUAUUUGAACAAGUAUGGAAAAACAGGUUCUUGCGGAAUGUCUCUGUUCUUCUCUUUUUGAAUAAAAUAGACGUCUUAGCAGAGAAAGUCGCUAAAGGUCGUUGCAUUGCUGAACUUGUGAAGAAAUAUCCACACAUAUUCCCAGAUUUCGACUCAUUUACUGCUUCAAACAAUGAGAAAAAUGAAUUCUUAGAUUCAUUUUCUACGACAGAGGAAAAGAAAAAGAAAGGGAGAAGUAAUUCAAGACCAGAUUUACAUCCAGAUGUCGUAAAAACAGCUGUUUAUAUCAAACAUCUAUUUAUGGUAAGAACAAAAAUUGUAAAAGGUGAAAUAAAUCUCCAACACAGAUCAACAAAACAAGACAAAGAAUGGCACACACAUCAUAGUUGUGAAUAUUAUUAUACUUGUGCAGUGGACACUAAUAAUAUCCAAAGAGUUCUGAAUGGUUGCCGGACGUUGAUCAUUCGGAAACACUUGGAACGUUUUGGAAUUAUCUAGGAAUCUCCGAUAACAAUUGAAAAUGUUGGUGCUACAAUUAAUAGUCACACUUGUGCAAUAUUUUUUUUUCAAAUGAAAUUCAACGAAAUGUGUCUCAUCAGUCAUAAAACAUGCAUAAUAUAUGUAAUAUAAAGUGAGUCGAACUUAUAAAGAGUCGAACUGCAAACUACACAUUUGAUGCCAUAAAGAGAAACAAAGUGCUAUUAUACAUUGUGAUAUUUUUGUGAACAGUGAUAAUGUUAGUGUAUGGGUGUAUAUUGUGUACAUGCUUUAUGCAGGGAGAGAGUGAAAGAGUCGGAGAGAUAGAGAGAGAGAGAACAUUUUUAUUUAUUAUUAUCUUUACAAGUGGUUGUUUGUUUUCACAUUUUUGAACAUGUACAUUGGUUUUGUACACUAUUUUAUCUUAUCAUUCAACUACCAUUUUUCUUGUUACUACAAAAGGGCCUUCACUGACGGAGGUUUUUGGUAGACGUACGUACUUGAUAUGUAUUCUGCAAAAUGAAUUUCGACACUGAGUCUUAAAAUAAAAUAAUUAGUAUACUUUAA
This is a messenger RNA of Mytilus californianus (California mussel), 2121 nucleotides long. Its product is annotated as guanine nucleotide-binding protein G(s) subunit alpha-like. The coding region runs from base 244 to 1575 and encodes 443 amino acids. NCBI's taxonomy places the organism in Eukaryota, Metazoa, Mollusca, Bivalvia, Mytilida, Mytilidae. Gene Ontology annotation, molecular function: G-protein beta/gamma-subunit complex binding; GTPase activity; G protein-coupled receptor binding. The transcript is spliced from 10 exons. Gene Ontology annotation, cellular component: heterotrimeric G-protein complex. The record is from RefSeq and is a predicted model, not a curated record. Gene Ontology annotation, biological process: adenylate cyclase-modulating G protein-coupled receptor signaling pathway.